UUUAUUUUGAAUAUUUUUAUUAUAAAUGUAUUAAGUAAAAAUGUUUGUUUUAGCUGAAAUGAAAGAUGUUAUACGAGUUACUCCUGAAAAUUUUCAUCAAAGCCUAACUGAAUCAAUUACAACCUUAUUAAAUAGGAAACUUGCGAACAAGGUAGUUUUAAAUGUAGGUUUAUGCAUAGCAUUAUUUGAUAUUACAAAUAUUGGACAUUCAUAUAUUUUUCCCGGUGAUGGUUCAUCACAUACUGAAGUUAAGUUUAGAUAUAUAGUAUUUAGGCCAUUAGUGGAAGAAAUUCUAAUAGGAAAAAUUAGAAGUUGUAGUAGAGAAGGAGUUCAUGUUACUAUGGGUUUUUUUGACGAUAUUUUAAUACCAGUAAAUGCCCUUCAACAUCCAUCUAGAUUUGAUGAAACUGAUCAAGCUUGGGUGUGGGAGUAUCCUAAAGAAGAUGGUGAAAAACAUGAUUUAUUUAUGGAUUCAGGUGAAUCAAUAAGAUUUCGAGUCACAAGUGAGAUGUUUGAAGAAAGUUUGCCAAGUGGUCCACCUGGGGGUGAAUGCCCAGUACAAGCAAUUGCCCCAUAUAGACUUUUAGGUGGAAUUAAUGAACCUGGUCUAGGCUUAUUAACAUGGUGGGAGACACCUGAUCAAGAUGGAGAUGUAGAUGAAAAUGAUGAACUAGAUAAUGAUGAAUAAAUUGUUUUUAGAU
This is a messenger RNA of Vanessa tameamea, 701 nucleotides long. It is a transcript of the gene Polr3H, whose product is annotated as DNA-directed RNA polymerase III subunit RPC8. The transcript has 5 exons. Gene Ontology annotation, cellular component: RNA polymerase III complex. Gene Ontology annotation, molecular function: DNA binding; DNA-directed RNA polymerase activity. Bases 41 to 688 code for a protein of 215 amino acids. Lineage: Eukaryota; Metazoa; Arthropoda; Insecta; Lepidoptera; Nymphalidae. The record is from RefSeq and is a predicted model, not a curated record. Gene Ontology annotation, biological process: DNA-templated transcription; transcription initiation at RNA polymerase III promoter.